AUGACAGUAGUCUCAAAUGAUCCCACUUUGUGGCCGACUAUCAGUGCAACUCGUUUUUCCAGCUAUUUUGCAGUUGCCGCCUUUGUUGGAGUGGCGUAUGAUUGGGUACUUACAUUCGGACAAGAGGUUGAGUUGAUCUGGAGGCAAUGCUGGUCCCUGAUGACAGUUCUGUAUAUCAGUGCGCGCUACCUUGGAAUGUUAUAUGCUGCCCUGGUCGUACUGAGCACUGUUCCGACCGUCUCGCUGACAGAUACAUGCCCUGUAGCAGUGGAUGUGAGCUAUAUCAUGUACCUCGUACAAAAUUGGACGACUACUUUGGUAGUAGCGAUGCUGUGGGUCAUCAUCAUCACCCGGUUGCAUGCCAUGUAUCAAAGAUCCAGACGAAUUCUGAUAUCCCUCACUGUCACCUUCCUGGCUGUCGAAAUUUUCGAGGUAGUGGUAGCCGUAAUGACAACGAUCCAUACUUCAGGAGAGGAAUACAUUCUCUCCAGCGCUUAUAUAUGCCACAUCAACGAUGUGGAAAAUAUCCUAAUGCUUCUGUAUUCCAUUACUUGGAUAUUCAGAACUGUGUGGGAGGUCCUCGCACUAUCUCUCGCAGUUUGGAUUGCUGUAAAACACUUCCGUGAACUGCGACGUUAUUCAGCAGGAGGGAUUAUCGGGGACUGUUUCGAGGUGUUGAUGAAAACUCACUUGGCUUACUUUGCGAGCGUUAUUGCUAUCUCUUGUUUCGACAUCAUUAUUUAUCUCUCUCCAACAUUCGCAAAGGACCCAACUUCCCUAGAAGCUCAGGUUCUUUAUGGCAUGGUUCAGCUUUUGACAGUAGUGCAGAUGUUUGUGCUGGGACCACGCAUGAUCCUUGGCGUUCGAGAGCACCACGCUAAGCUCGUAGCCGACUCCGAUGCAGCGACUGGUAUGACCUCAAUCGCUUUUCAGGAGCACGUACAUGUAUCCACUAGCAGUAGUGUAUGA
Messenger RNA from Suillus bovinus, 969 nucleotides. RefSeq lists its product as uncharacterized. The transcript has 15 exons. The coding region runs from base 1 to 969 and encodes 322 amino acids. Lineage: Eukaryota; Fungi; Basidiomycota; Agaricomycetes; Boletales; Suillaceae. The record is from RefSeq and is a predicted model, not a curated record.